Messenger RNA from Drosophila sechellia, 2688 nucleotides. Its product is annotated as mastermind-like protein 2. The record is from RefSeq and is a predicted model, not a curated record. NCBI's taxonomy places the organism in Eukaryota, Metazoa, Arthropoda, Insecta, Diptera, Drosophilidae. The coding region runs from base 472 to 2568 and encodes 698 amino acids. The transcript has 4 exons.
UUUUUUUCGUAUUUCAUUCGGCGCCAGAGUCAAGAAAAUCCGACCACUUUCUUCAGUGCGCACUUCCAAUGCGAGUCGUCACUCCAUUCCAGUGGAACUCCAGCGGAUGGGCACAUGGUUUUUGUCCGCCACCAGCGACCAACUAACACUCAGUUGUCUUCGCGACUUGAACAGGUGCGGACGUCGCUGCUCCUCGAAUUCAUAUUCGAAACUCUUUUCAAAUCUUUUGUGCGUGCAGUUUAAGAUCGAAGAAAGCGCCGCGGCGCUCGCUGACAUGAAGUUAAUUGACGUGAUUAUAUACCUAAUUGCCAUUUUGAUCUUCAUCUAUUUGCUGCUGGAGUAGCAGAAGAAGCCAAAAGUCGCUCGACAUUCGCCCCAGAGCUUUCUACACUCUACCAGAUCCAUCAGCCAGCCAGCCAGCCAGCUACCCGACAAUAAAACAGCGAAAAUCUCUAGCAAAUCCAAAAGAAGAUGAGGCCAUUCCUGCUGUUCGCACUGCUCCUGGCGCUGGCUAACUGCGAGCAGCGUCCGCUGGUCUUCACCAACUGGCCACCGAAGAGCUCCAAGCAGCUGAGUCGUCCCGUCAUCGGAGCUGGAGGUCCUGGAUCCGCUGGAGCGCCUGGGAAGCAGCGCACGCUGGUCGUCCAAAUACACAGCGAUCAACCGGUGCCCUUGGUACUGAAGGGUCGUCCUGGACAUGGAGCGCACAGCCAUGCCGCCCAUCUGGCCCAUCCGCACUCCGUGCAUCCUGCCCAUGUUCUGUCGCACGCUCAUUCACAUGCCCAUCUUCACUCGCAUCCGCUGAUCCAUGUGCCACAUCAGUAUCAGCAUCAGCACCUGCGCGGACCACCGCGUCCCAUGAAGCUGAGUGGUCCGUCGCCCGUGUACCUGAAGCCAGCUGGAUCUCUACGGAAACCACUGAAGAUCAAACUGAACAAUGUGAAGCCCAAGACGAAACCCACAUUCGGAUACGACAAACCCUUUAAGUACGAGAAGCCCACUGCUGUGAGCUACAGCGAACUGCAGAAUCUGCCGCUGGACACGCACAACAACUUCAACACCGAGCACUUUGCACCCAUUUACACGGUACCCGCACCGAACCUGGCCGACAAUCACCUGGACGUGGAGGAGGGUCAUCUUGACACCUCCUACCUGUACAAGCCUCCUUCCCAGACCCAGAUCCAAACACCAUCCUCCUCAGCCCGACCCCAGACAUAUUUGCCACCGAAGUACAGUGUGCAUGAGGACGAGACCAAUGACCAAACCAUUCGCGAUCCCAUUUCGGGUUCGCAGAAACUCUUUGCCCCAGAUCCAGAUCCCUCGCUGCCUACCACCAAGAUUCGCCCCGCCACCGAAUCCUUCAAUACGCCCAGCAACAACAAACCGCUGCCCGCCGACGUCCAGAGCAACCAUCUGCCCGCCCAGCCAUUGGUUCAGAUUGUGGGAGCCCAGACGGCAGCCCAAACGGCGCCAGAAAUCUAUCCCAUUCAGUAUGCCCAGCCGGCGGUGCAGUCCCAGUCCUUUAUCGCCGCCAUUCCGGCUGCCCACAUUCCCAUCUACAAUCCCACCUACCUGGUGACGCAGUCCAACCAACUGUACUCGGCCCACAAGCAGCAACUCUUUAAGCCCAGCUCGGAACCGGUGGUGGAAACGGGUUACGUGAACGCCGAUCUCACCCAGGAGGUGGCUAGCAAUGGACAGAUAUUGCAGGCAGCCAAGGAUCCACAUCACAACAUCCAUCCUGUGCUUGAUUCGGCGCCACAAUAUGCUGCUCUUAUUGCCGCUCCGGCACUGGGUGAUCCCAAUGAGGGUGCCUACGAGACGGCCUCCUUCCACCUGCCCAAUGUGGCGUCAGCGGUCACUGCCUCGGUUCCGGAAGGCGGCUUCGUGGUGUCCAACUUCUAUGGCCAUGCCCACGACUCGUCCCAAUUGCUGCAGGCCUACGCAGAGGAGGAGGCACGUCGCCAGCAACUGGAAACAGAGCAAGCCGCCAUUGAGCUGCAAAAGCAGCAGCAGUUGCAUCUGGAGGAGCUUAAGGCACAGGCCCAGGAGCAGCAGCAGCAACAUCAGUUGCAUCUGGAGGAGCUGAGGGCUCAGGCUCAGUACCAGCAGCAGCAACAGCAGCAGUUCGAGGUACUGCAGGCCCAGGCACAGGAGCAACACUUGCAGCAGCAACACCAGCAGCACCAGUUGCAGCUCUUGCAACUGCAGCAGCAGCAACAGCAGUUGCAGCAACCAGUGCAGCACCAUCCGCCGCAGCAGCUGCAACAACAGCAGCAGCAGCAGCAGGUGGCUCAGGAUCCAGCAGCAAGUGCAUUCGAGGAGCACCAGCGAUUGGUGCAGCAGCAACUUGGCGCCAACACGCCACUUCGCAUCUUUGUGCCCGACGAGGAGGCCGCCGAAUCGCGACUACAAAAGAGGUCGGAUGAUGUGAAAAAGGGCACGGUGGAGGAUGUGUCUAGUACGGGUCAGAACGACGGCGACAGCGAGGAGUCAGCCAAAGAUUUGUUCGAGGUAUCCACCUCCGUCGAAGUGGCCGGCGAGCAUCUCACGGCCAGCAGUAAUUAGUUAAGGCACUUUUAGUCUUCGACGCUGUUCAAAAAUAUUUAUUUACACACUCAUUUGUAAAAACGCAUUCAUAUAGCGAGCAGUCGGUAGUUAAUAAAAAUAACCAUUAAUUUAUUCAAA